AUGAAUCAACAAAUAGAUUCUGUUGGAUCUAGUGCCGGUGGGAUGGUUAUGGGAAUGAGUGAGAGAAUUUUAGGGAGUCAACCUCUUGUGCGGAGCAAGGGUAUUAAAGGCGCAGUUGUGGUUGGAGGAGAGUUCUUUAUUUCACCCGAGGACCUAAACAAAGCUCUCAGACGCUGGGCCGCAGAGUUACCUCGGGAGAUCUAUGUUGAUUUACUCAACGAGGCGGUUGCUCAAGUUAGUGGAAUCAUCGAACAACAUGAAAACGCAUGCGACAAGGUUCUCAUAGAUUUGCAUGAGGGGUGGACGAAAGCUGCGGGUAGGCUUGCCCGUGCCUGCCCAGAUUACACGCGUGCCGCAAGCUAUAUCGUGCAUGCGGUGGUAAAUCGGCUCAGGAAUGUUCGUUCUGGAAGAUCAUUGUAUCUAGAGCCUGGGCUGAAAGACCUUCAAGACGCGAUUUCCUUAACACGCAACGCUUCUCCACCACAGCCAAUCGCAAGUGAUGAACUCCGUUCAAUGGGGUUGCGACUUAACGCAAUGGACUUGGUAGAGCCCCUCGGCUCGGUCUCCCUCGAAAUCACAGAUGGAGAUAUUGCAACUGAGAAUGUGAGUUUUGAAUGGGCUCCAAAUGCUGAUAUCCCGACGCUUCCCCAGGCAGUUAUGGAAGAACUUAGUGACCACGAUUCUUCUUCAAUCUCUGGGGACAUUCCCACCAACGUGCCUGCCGAAGGAGGGUUUCAUCCCGUACUGGGUCGCGAUCCAGCGAAUUCGCCGAGACCAACCAAUGAUAGGGCAAGCCAAGAAGUGCUAACAGCAUGCACUUCAAGUAACGCUACAGGCGGUGCUUCUACCAAUAUGAGUGACUCACAACCCAGAAAGAGACAGCAUAUAGAUGGUCAUUCAGUUCUAGGAAGUACGCAAGGUUUGAUUGGAGAUAUUGAAUCCAGGAUUCAAAAACAGGCUGGAGCCGGUGCUACCCCUGGCUCUGCCACGUGUGAUACUCCUGCAAGUCGUUCGAAGUUACUCCCAAACGCAAAGGCACAAAGAAAUAAGCAAAGUACUCAUGAAAAGGCAAUUCAUCCCAAUAAAGCAGAGGUUGAAGCUGGAUCGGGAGUUCAAAAUCGGAAUGUUGCAGGCACUACUUUUAGUUCGUCCACGAGUGGUACUCUUGCGAGCGGUCUUAAAUUACGCUUUAAGUUCCACCCAGAAGGAAGGGAGCGACCAAAACUCCAAAAUACUCCCAAGAAAGCAGUUCUCCAGAAAAACCCAGAGGUUGAAAUUGGAUCCAAGAUCCACGAUCAGAAUGUUGGCCAAGAUCCAGACAGCUCACCCAACAACAACCACCCUACAACAACUAUAGUUCUCGAAGACAUCCUUCGUCGUCUUGGGCAUGAACCCCUUCAGAAGCUCCAGGCAUUGCAAGCCGACGGCCAUCUUUGUGAAGCAGUGGAUCAGGACCAACCGCUGCUUCAGCUAGCGGAAUUGGAGGCGACGAUAUUCUUGCACCACUGUGGCGGCGACAAAGAGAUGUUUCAGAGCUUGCAAUAUGGACUAUUGCAGCAGUUGAUUGAGACAGAUCCAGUACUAUGGAUAUUGAACGUUUGCCUGCAGAACGGCAAGCAAGAACUUGUUGCGUUUCCACAACCAAUGUCCAUCCAGUCCAUCCAUGAUGAAAAUAGUACAACUCAUUCUUGCCCCGCUAGCGUGAAAAAUCGAUGCAUUAUAAGUCAAGAUUCACACACGCCAAGUAUUGUUCUGUUUUAUGCAGGAGAAAAAGUUGCUGGUCAAAGUGUCAUUUUUCAGCCAGCAUUGCUACCCUUAACUGAGAUAUCCGGAACUACUUGUGUUGGUAGAUUAACAACUUUAAAUCAACUUCAGUCUCUACGAGCCAGUCAUGAGCCCGUGAAGUUGAAUUUAAUAGAAGACAACGCAAUGCAUGUUGCACCAUUCAAGAUCGCGACAUCACUGCGAGGCCUUAGUCCUAGAGCUGACGCAGUUCUUCUCCAAAGGCCAUAUACAGAUCCUACUGUUGUGGCUGAAGUCAACCUUCUGCUUGGCAAUGAUCGAGAUUUGGCAUGGGAAUUCAUUUUACAGUGGCGAGCGUUGGCAAUUGAGCACAUAAAACUUCAUUUCAACCUGUGGCGAUGGACAGAAAAGUCAGUUUACGGAAGUCAGGCAUACAAUCCGGAAAAAGAGGCCAUUGAAAGCAAGGGAUAG
Messenger RNA from Histoplasma capsulatum G186AR, 2214 nucleotides. RefSeq lists its product as uncharacterized. NCBI's taxonomy places the organism in Eukaryota, Fungi, Ascomycota, Eurotiomycetes, Onygenales, Ajellomycetaceae. The coding region runs from base 1 to 2214 and encodes 737 amino acids. The transcript has 4 exons. The record is from RefSeq and is a predicted model, not a curated record.